This is a messenger RNA of Erythranthe guttata (spotted monkey flower), 1992 nucleotides long. Its product is annotated as putative protein phosphatase 2C 38. Gene Ontology annotation, molecular function: protein serine/threonine phosphatase activity; cation binding. NCBI's taxonomy places the organism in Eukaryota, Viridiplantae, Streptophyta, Magnoliopsida, Lamiales, Phrymaceae. The record is from RefSeq and is a predicted model, not a curated record. Gene Ontology annotation, biological process: protein dephosphorylation.
UAUUAAAAAAAACUGGUUCUUUGAAUUGAAAACAAAUUCUCUCCAAUCUCUUAAAAUUAAUAUUAUUAUAAUUUGUUCCCUGCAUCUUCUCACCCCUCCAUAAUAAUAAUAAUCUGAGAUCUCAUUCUGACACCAAUCUUUAAAGAUUUCUCUGCCAAGAAAAUUCCAAGACUCAAUUUUUAUUUAUAAUUUUGUUAUCCAUUAGCUUCUUUUGCCUUCAAUCUCCUCUGAUCCAGGGAAACAAACUCUGCCACAACCAAAUCUUAAAUGGGUUUUUACAGCUAAGGCUGUUCUUGAAAGGGUGACACAAAAAACCAGCCAUGGGAGAUUCAAGUGCUGGUAGGUAUAUAGUUCUGAGAAUUUGGGUUGUGGGCUUCGAACAUAAGCAAAAGCUGGAGUUAAGGUUGGCAUUCAUAAACAUAUUGUCUGCUGGCUCUUUUGGAUGAUAUGAUUUGGUCAUUGUUUAAAAAGUUGUUGUUGUUGUUGCUGUUGUGUAUUUAUUGUUGUUGGAUCAUUUUUGCACAUGUAGCUUCUGUAUGUGAACUAGUACAAUAUAUCGAGUUCUUGAAAUAAACCAAAAAAAAAGAGAGAGAGAGAAGAAGAAGAAGAAAAUGGUGAAGCCUUGUUGGAAACCUUCGGUAGAGGGAGACGGGAAUCGGAGAAGAGAAAACGGGAGUCGUAAAGGGGGAGAUCUGAUCGGAAGAGUUGACGGGCUUUUGUGGUAUAAAGAUAUUGGAAAUCAUAUCGACGGAGAAUUUUCAAUGGCUGUGAUUCAAGCCAAUAGCUUGAUGGAGGAUCAGAGCCAGAUCGAAUCUGGACCGUUGAGUUCGCUUGAUGCGGGACCCUGCGGAACUUUCGUUGGGAUUUACGAUGGACAUGGUGGACCUGAAACUUCUCGGUUCGUAAAUCAAAGCCUAUUCACCAACCUCAAGAAAUUUGCGUCGGAGAAUCAAGAAAUAUCCGCGAAUGUAAUUAAAAAGGCGUUCUUGGCAACCGAAGAAGAGUUUCUCUCUCUAGUGAGGCAGCAAUGGUCUGUAAAGCCACUGCUUGCUUCGGUGGGUACUUGCUGUUUGGUAGGGUUGAUCUGCAACGGGAUCCUCUACAUCGCCAACGCAGGGGACUCCCGUGUGGUCUUGGGAAGAGCCAAUAAGACCGUUAGAGGAGUGACACCUGUCCAAUUAUCAACGGAGCACAACGCCAACCUCGAACCCAUUAGAGACGAGCUAAGGUCUCUCCAUCCGGACGAUUCUCAGAUCGUCGUUUUAAAGCACAAAGUUUGGCGCGUAAAGGGCAUUAUACAGGUUUCGAGAUCUAUCGGAGACGCUUAUCUAAAGAGAUCAGAAUUCAACAGAGAACCACUGUUGGCGAAAUUUAGAGUAGCGGAGCCAUUCCACAAGCCGAUUCUUAGUGCAGAGCCUUCGAUACUUGUACACAAACUUCAAGCAGAGGAUCAGUUUCUCGUUUUUGCUUCGGAUGGUUUGUGGGAGCAUCUUAGCAACCAGGAGGCAGUUGAUAUAGUUAACAGUUACCCCCGACAAGGAAUAGCUAGGAGACUGGUAAAAGCGGGUCUUCGAGUGGCGGCAAAGAAGAGAGAAAUGCGAUAUACGGAUUUGAAGAAGAUCGAUAGAGGGGUGAGGAGGCAUUUCCACGAUGACAUCACUGUUGUCGUUGUUUUUAUAGAUCAAUGUUUGAUCAAAACCGCAUCCUCUCGUAGUUCGACAGUUUCUAUAAGAGGAGGUGGUGGUUUUCCUUAAAUCUGCAAAUUUUAAUAAUCUAGCUUAAAUUUUUUAUUCUAAUUUUUUUUAUUAAUCUGAUUUUAUUUUUUCUGAAUCCCAUCGUUGACAUUUUUAUGUGGGGGGUGAGAACUGAGAAUAGAUUUGUGAGGGUUUUGAUCCUCUUAAGAGGUGAAGAGCCUCUCUUCUUUUAGUCUGACUGAAUCUUAGUCAGCUGCUAUAUCAGUAUAUUGUAUAUGAUAUAAAAUUUACGUUCGGC